Phytophthora sojae is the source of this 492-nucleotide messenger RNA. RefSeq lists its product as hypothetical. The record is from RefSeq and is a predicted model, not a curated record. The coding region runs from base 1 to 492 and encodes 163 amino acids. The transcript has 2 exons. Lineage: Eukaryota; Oomycota; Peronosporomycetes; Peronosporales; Peronosporaceae.
AUGCAAAUGACGUUGCUGGGUGUCGGCCCUAGCGACUUUGAAGGUGACAUCUCUCUAGAAGUUAUAUUUGGGAGCCCAUCGCGCCCUCACGCGCGCCCUCACUCCGCAGCACCUGCCAGGCACGAGCUGGAACAAGUUGAAAGCUAUCGAACCGUCCGAGUGGGGGAGCCAACCCAGCGAAAAAGACGUCAGUACGCAUGUAAGGUUUGCUCUAUCUUACGACGCGCUUUGCACAAGCCAGCAUGGGAUACAACGUACAUUUGCCGGACGUGUUCGAACGCACACGGGGGCGGCGUUAUCUACCUCUGCCAGCGCGCCCGACAGCACGAUCCUGCCGGCCCCGUGAAUACGGCAACUUGCAGCCAGAUUUGGCAUGAUAUGUGGCGAAAUGGCACGGACACGCCUGAAGGCGUUCGCUAUCGUCGUCGAGCACCACAGGAUGGACGAGGUAGUUCUGCAGCUUCGAGUAGUGAGGCGCGUAGGGGGUCGUGA